This is a messenger RNA of Triticum turgidum subsp. durum (durum wheat), 834 nucleotides long. Lineage: Eukaryota; Viridiplantae; Streptophyta; Magnoliopsida; Poales; Poaceae. The record is from the annotation of a GenBank genome assembly.
AUGUGUGGCACAAGGGCCCUCACGGACCUCAAGGUUCCUGUGGUGAUGCAGAAGGUGACAGAGGCGGUGCCGUGGCCCGAGAAUAGGAAGCCCCUAUGGGGCGGCGACCGGUGUCGGCGCUUCAUCGGGCUUGGCGGGCGGAGGGGACUCAGAAUGGACGUCGACAAGGAGGAGUUCGAGGCCGACUUCGAGGAGUUUGAGGGCGAUUCCAGUGACUCGAACCUGGAGCUCGGGUGCGGUAGGACGGCUGAGAAGGAUGAUGACAAUGGGGUCGUCGAGAUCCAGCCCUUUACCGCCGUCAAGCGGUCCCUCUCGCAAGAUGACUUAAACACCAUGCCUACUGUUGGUUUUGAUGGUCCUUCAGAAAGGCUAGCAAAAAGGAAGAGAAAGAACCAAUUCAGGGGUAUCCAUCCAGCAGGAUCUGCUGACUUUGCAUCAAACCAACCACUUGUGCCUGCAAUGAACUCUGCUCUCCCAGUUGAAGCUCCUGUUCUGGAUAUGUACUCUGACCAAGGAAGCAACUCUUUUGGCUGCUCUGACUUGGGCUGGGAGUAUGAUACCAAGACUCCACAUAUAUCAUCCAUUGCUUCCAAUUCUACGAUUGCUGAAGGAGCAAAAUCUGCGCUUGCCAAGAAUAACACCUAUAUCUCACUGGUGCCUCCUGUUAUGGAGAAUAAUGCUGUCAAUUUUGAACCUUGGAUGAGAUAUCUUAUGGAUGAUGGCAUGGAUGAGCUGAUUGAUAGCCUACUGAAUUUUGAUGUUCCUCAGGAUGUUGUUGGCAACAUGGACCUCUUGAGCUUCGAUGGCAUGCCCAUCCGUGGUGAAUUUUUCUGA